GAAGCAGCGGUUAAGGAGAGAGAAAAAACCAGAGAAUCAAAAUGCACAAAACUGGAUCAUCUUCAUCACUAGGCCCUGGAGGUCUCGAUCUAACGCAAGCUUUCUUCAAAUCCAUAGCUCAAACCGCACCUCCAUCUCCAACCAAACACCACACCAAAGUCUCCGUCAUCGGCACCGGAAACGUCGGAAUGGCCAUCGCUCAGACGAUCUUAACUCAAGAUCUGGUUGAUAUACUCGCCUUAGUCGAUGCAAAAGCAGAUAAACUCCGUGGAGAGAUGCUCGAUCUACAACACGCUGCUGCUUUCCUACCGCGCGUGAAGAUACUUGCUGAUGUUGAUUACUCUGUAACCGCUGGAUCGGAUCUAUGCAUUGUUACUGCAGGUGCGAGGCAGAAUCCUGGAGAGACGAGGUUGAAUCUUAUGCAGAGGAAUUUGAGUUUGUUUAAGAGUAUUAUACCGCCGUUGGCGAAGUAUUCUCCUGAUGCAAUAUUGUUGGUGGUUUCUAAUCCGGUUGAUGUACUGACUUAUGUUGCUUGGAAAUUGUCUGGAUUUCCGGCUAAUCGUGUAAUUGGAUCUGGUACGAAUUUGGAUUCGUCUAGAUUUAGGUUUCUUAUUGCUGAUCAUCUGGAUGUUAAUGCUCAGGAUGUUCAGGCCUACAUUGUGGGGGAGCAUGGCGAUAGUUCGGUUGCAUUAUGGUCAAGCAUAAGUAUAGGAGGCGUCCCCAUUCUAAGUUUCCUCGAACGACAACAGAUCGCAUAUGAGAAAGAAACCCUAGAAAAGAUUCAUCAUGAUGUGAUCCAAAGUGCAUAUGAAGUCAUCAAUCUAAAAGGGUACACAUCAUGGGCCAUAGGUUAUUCCGUGGCAAACCUUGCCCGAACCAUCCUCCGAGACCAGAGACGCAUUCACCCUGUCUCGGUCCUGGCCUCGGGAUUCUAUGGUGUCAAUUCCGGAGAUGUGUUUUUGAGCCUCCCGGCUCAGAUUGGAAGGAGUGGAGUUUUGGGAGUGACGAAUGUUCAUCUUACGGAGGAGGAAGGGAAGAAGUUUAGGGAAUCUGCAAAGACUGUUUUAGAGGUGCAAAAAGAGUUGGAUCUUUGAAAAAAUAUAAGUUAAGUGGUUUAUAUGUAUGGUAUGUUUAACUGGGGGGAAACUUGAUAUGUUUAAGAUAUAUUAGGGAUCUAUUUGGACUUAAUCAUGGUUUUUGUAUA
Messenger RNA from Impatiens glandulifera, 1204 nucleotides. Its product is annotated as L-lactate dehydrogenase B-like. Gene Ontology annotation, cellular component: cytoplasm. Lineage: Eukaryota; Viridiplantae; Streptophyta; Magnoliopsida; Ericales; Balsaminaceae. Gene Ontology annotation, molecular function: L-lactate dehydrogenase (NAD+) activity. The record is from RefSeq and is a predicted model, not a curated record. Gene Ontology annotation, biological process: carboxylic acid metabolic process. The transcript is spliced from 2 exons. The coding region runs from base 42 to 1094 and encodes 350 amino acids.